Messenger RNA from Camelus dromedarius (Arabian camel), 7304 nucleotides. It is a transcript of the gene LEKR1, whose product is annotated as leucine, glutamate and lysine rich 1. The transcript is spliced from 15 exons. The coding region runs from base 155 to 1891 and encodes 578 amino acids. The record is from RefSeq and is a predicted model, not a curated record. Lineage: Eukaryota; Metazoa; Chordata; Mammalia; Artiodactyla; Camelidae.
GUCAGGUCGACGAGCAGCACGGUCUCCUGGGAGACCGGGAAAGCCGUUUCGCACCCUGCGGAAUCGAAGUCUAGUUCUGACUAUUGCCAUCAAUGUCUUUUGAUUAUUUUACCUCAGAGCUCCCUCAGUGUAUUUUGGGAAGUUAUGGAUCGUCAUGUCCCCAUGCAUGCAUUACCUGAAGAAAUCCAAAAGAAUUCGAGAUGCAAGCAUGCAAUUAAAAAGUCACCAAAAUGAAUUGCAGAGAGUACAGAAAGAAUUGAGUCAUUUGCAACAUGAGUUAAAAAUUAAACAGAGACAAUCACAAAUCUUCAGUCAGAGACUGACGGAGUACAAACAUUUCUGGAAUAAGACUCUUUCAUUACUUACUUUUACUAAAAGAGAGCUAACCAGUAUUAAAAAUGAAGUAUAUGAUAAUUUUCAAAACUGGACUUCACUGAAAGGAGAAGUUCUUCUACAAAUUAAAUCCAUAAGUGAAACGGCUUUGACAGAAAUAAGGAUACUAAAUAAAAGUUUGACAGUGUCCCAGAGAAAUAAUGUAUGCCUUGAAGAGGAAAUGAAAAAUCUGAAAUUAUUGUCAGAUGCAGCCAUACUGAGGUCUCAGCAGAUUCAGACAUCCAAACAACAGGAAGUAAACUUGCAAAUCAGAUGCCAUGGCUUGCAAAAAGAAGUACUAGAUUUACAGUGUCAAGUAGAAGCACUUGGGCUAAAACUUCAGAAGGCAGUGACUGAGAUGGACAACUAUAAAGAAAAGCUCAUGAAUAAAUCUAAUGAAGCUGAUGAGUGUCAAAGAGAACUUAGAAAACUGAAGUUUGAAUCCAUUAUUUCUGAGUCACGGCACACCAGAUUGCUUAAAGAAAAAGAGGACUCUUCAAUGACUUGUCAACAAAUAUAUAAAACUUUACAAGAAGAACUGACUGCAAAAGAAAGACGAGAAGAAGACUUAAAAAGAAGAAUUAAUUUUGCAGAAAAUGAACUAGAGAUAACCAAAACUCUUCUGAAUCAGACAAAGGAAGAGGUUGUAACACUGAAAAAUGAAAGGGAAUCGAUGCUAAUUUCACAUCAGAAAAGCAUCGAGCAGCUACAGGAAACCCUUAGACAGAAGCUGUUGAAUGAUGAUAACUGGAGGGAGAAGAUUGAAGCUGAACUCGCCAAGGAAAGGGCCCAACAUUUAGUUGAAUUUCAGGAGCAAGCUCUUCUCUUUAAGGAAGAAGCUAAACUGGAACUUGAUAUUGAAAAGGAAAAACAUCAAGAAAUAAUCCAAAAGUAUAAGAAAGAACAAGAGGAGCUACAAAUGAAGGUAUCUGACUUAAUCGAAGGUGCCACUAGAGACCUAAGGCUGAAAGUGGCCACUCUUGAAGAAAAACUCCAUGAAUCUCAUAUUCAAUAUACUAAAGAAUCCGAGUCAAAGGAGAAAGAAAUUGAAAACCUUAAAAAUUUGCUUGCAGAGUUUGAAUCACACUUGAAGAAGGAAAUUGACAGUAAUGAUUCCAUUUCAGAGGACUUGAGGAAGGAAAUGAAACAGAAGUCAGAUGAACUGGAAAGAGUGAUGCUGGCACAAACACAACUGAUACAAAAAUUCAACCAGUCCCAGGAAGAGUUUUCAGAUAUAGCUGAUAUAAACUCAGACAAAAAGCCAUGUGAGGGCCAGGCUGCAGGUACAAAUUCUCAGGUGGAAUUUCCUCCCAUUCUCCUCCAGCAUAAAGAUCGAAUCAGAUGUGUGGCUGUCUCCUUCUGCAUAGCAGGUUACUACAAGCCAUUGAAUAUAGUUCCCCAUGCUAUACAUGCUUUGUCUUCUAACUGUGCUGGGUGUGAUCCCAUGAGGCCCGACCAGAGGGACUACGCUAGCUGUGCGGAGGCAGCCUGGACUCAUCACAGCAAGAAUGAAGUCUAGACGUGCAGCGCUCCCUGCCUGGAACGUUUUUUGUUCUGUGUUGAUCUCAUGCUGAAAGUCUGUCAUAUGCUCCAGGAGGCCAGGAACCGUGUUUUCCUGAUCUUGUGUGGCCGACGCACGUAGGAAGUGCUGUUCUGGGCCCCUUUCUCCUCAAAAGUCUUUGCUGAUAACAGGUUAAUGUGGGGGUGCUUAUGGAUUACACACCACUUUCACACAUGAUCUAACCCAAUGAUUCUUAUUCUUUUGAGAAUAACUAAUGUAUGUUCUUUGAGAAAAUAGGGAAAGAGACCACCCUCUCCCAAGGAAGAUGUGCAUAAACACCCAGACAAAAUGCUAAUGUUGAUUUCAGGGCUCAGUGGCCCCCCGAAACUGUCCAGCCAUUGGCUGCAAGCUAAGAGCCACUGUUUAAGCUGGCUCUUCCAACUGGGCUGCAAGGCACCUGCCACAGACAUUGCUCCCAACUUAUCCAUGGGGAAACUGAGGUUGGAGAGAGACGCCUCCAGGCUGCUCUGACUGGCAAAUUGCUGCAGUUCCUUGCCAAGGAUCCACAUUCCCUUCGAUACUUUUUUUGCAGAUCUGUCCUUAGACAUGCAGAGUCUUCUGUCAGCACCUGUGCGUCAGAGCAGAAACUGUAACUCUUGUCAUUCUUGUCCUUGUUACCAUGUUUGGUUCCUGGUGCAACAGUGCGUGGCCAAGCCCUACUGCGUCUCUUGCAAGGACGUCAGAGAGCUUCUCUCCUGGUGCCAGAGAGAAGUACCAGAACCUGUUGUUGCCAGGGAUCUUUGAUUUUUCUCAUUUGUGGCCUCUAGCUGGCUACCCAAAUCUGAAUGCAGCCAACAGAAAUCAAAGGUGAGAGAGGCCAGGUGUUAUCACUCCUGCAGGCAGACCUCCGUUCAGCAGCUGUAUUGAGAUGUGCUGCACCAAACCUUAGGCCAUUCCCCACCCAACCCCACAACUCCACAGGCCUCAGCCCACCCCCACUCCAGGCAGGUGAACGCUGUGAUGAGGAAGGAGGCCUGUGUGGAAGGGCAACGAGCCAGCGCCUUACGUAACAGCUUCAGUUUCCGCCGUCAGUGCCCGCUCGGUGAAAUGCAAAUCCCUGCGCGGCCAGGAAUGCGCAAUGCCUCAGUCUCUGCCUCUCAAACCAAUCGCCACCGCCUCGGCGAGGAGGAAGAUAGUCCCGCAGCUCUCCCGGGUCCCGGACUGUGAGUCCGUCCUGGCUGCUGGGGCAUCACUCGGACUCGGCUCCCUGACAUGACAGAGUGUCAGAGCUUCGAAGAAAAGCAAAGGUGGUGGUUUGUUCCAGUAGCAUUUUCCAUGUUUGGGCAAAUGCAGUUCAUCACAACUGCGCUUGCCUGUGGUCACUGCUUGGCUGAUGGAUGGCUUCAGCCCCCGGAGGCCAGUGGAUGACAUGUGGGGGUUAUCUCCUUGCACCAAAAAUAUUUAAACCAUCUAUCUAUACCCACAGCGCUGGGGCCUAUGUCAAGAUAGGUGUGCACCUUCCUUGAGUUGUAUGUGUCAAUUGAUUAAGCAGUGUUGGUUCCUCACAACCUGGUAAGAAAAAAAAAAACCAUGGCCCUCAUUAAAGCUUUUGUUGUUCUUUUUUGCCAUUUCAGUCUCCCUGGCAUGACCCCAGGCACCUCCUAGUAGCUCUUGUGCUGUCUCCAAGACAACAACGUCUCCAAAAAGGAUAUUCAUAUUUCACAGGGGAUGAGCUCUCACCCGGUUCUCUCUUUCCCCAACCCAUUUAAGAAAAUUCCAAAAAAAAAAAGAAAAGAAAAUUCCAAUCUUUGGCUAGUGCUGUGACAGCCUGUCAGGGUGAAAUAUUUGGCCAGAAGGUAUAAAUAGCAGCCUUCUGCUGAUGUAUUAUAACAAUGAUGAUUAUAGGAGUAAGGAGCAAGUCCAUGUAGGAUCCUUGUCGGGCAAGGUGUCUGAUACGUCCUCUCAAGCCUCCUUCAGGAAUCACCUACAUCAGUGGUUCUAAACCAGGGCCCUUUCUGCCUCCAGGGGACAUUGGCAAUGUCUGCAGAUGUUUUUGGUCGUCACUACUUGGGAGGAGGGGAGUGCUACUGGCAUCCAGUGGGUAGAGGCCAGGGACGCUGCUAAACAUCCUACAAUACACAGGGCAGCGCCCACCACAAAGAAUGAUCCGGCCCAAAUGUCGCUAGUAGCGAAGCUGAGAAAUCCUGAUGAUGCAAGUCACCCCCACUCUCGUAAGACAUUCCAAGUAGUCUGAAGUUUCGGCACACAUCUGGAGUGGAGGAAUUGCUAUCCUUCUUCAAUUCAAGCAGACUUCAUAAAAUGUAUCAAAUGUGCCUACUUGGGUCAGGGCCCACAGAUAGAAGAGUGUCUCUGCCUUCCAGAAGCUUAAUUCCAGCAGUGGAGACAGAUGCCUCCACCAUGUUAGGAUGAGGUGGUGAGAGUUGGCCCAGCACAUGCGGGGCUGAUGAACUCCCGCUGGUGGGGAAGACAGGUGGGCUUCAAAGUGUCCUCUGAAAAGAGAGUUGAUACUGUGGGGAUUUUACCAACGGGAAAACCUCUGCCCGUGCCAAGUGGGAUGGUAAGCUCCAAAGCCUUCGGAAGAUCUGAGCAAAGACAGGACCCUGCCUGGUGGGAGAGGACCAGAGGGCUGUGCUGGUGGCCAGCAUGGGCUCCGUGGUGCUUCAGGAUGGAAGAUGAGGCCAACUUGUUUCUUUGUUGCAUUUACCUUUUUUGGACUAACAGGCCACAUAUUUCUGUUUCAGAUUUCCAUAGGUUCCCCUUGGCUUGCUAUGGUAACAUUAAUAUUCAGUCAAGACUCUUGCCAUUUUUAUGCAGUAUUUAUAGGGGAAAGAGUUUUUGUCUAAAAUGUAAAUCAUACAGUUCCUUCUGCGGCCAGAACUAAAUAAGAUUCUCUAUUUGGUUCAGUCAUUAGUAAUUUUUUGUGAGGCCCAAUGUGCUUUUAGAAAGUCACUUGGAAUAUUUGGAAGGAUCUCAGAAUCGGGAGUUUCUAGGAAUGGAAGAAACCUCAAGAAACACUCAGGUUCAGUUAUAUCCAGUCUGCAGACAAGCCCUGGUCAUUACCAUUUCACACUUGAGACCAUUAUGUUUCUGCACAUUUCAGGCAGAGAACAAGCCUGUACUGAAUGGCAGGAUGUUUUAUUGGAUGCAUUGACUAGGGGGUGCAGUCCUUCAGAUCUGGGGGAGUAACCAUUGUUCAAAUGGUUUUGCCCAGAAUUGAUGGCCCAGAGAUCAAGGGGAUAAUCUCAAUGGCAUGUGUGUGUGUGUGUGUGUGUGUGUGUGUGAGAGAGAGAGAUAGAGAGAGAGAGAGAGAGAGAGAGAGAGAGAGAGAGAGAGAGAGAAUGCAGGCCUAAAGGUCAAUAAGGAGCUAGCAAGCUCACAAUUUAUCGAGGUGGGGGUCCUCAUCUCUACCAGUUGAGGGAACAGAGCCAUGAGAUCUCCUAGAAGCAGAUGUGGGGAACAGUUGAAAUUAUUAACAGUCAGCAGCAAAAGUGUGUCUGGAGAGACUGUCUGUCCAGGGGUUCCUUGGACCCUGGAGCCAUUUUAGGAAAUUCAGGCUUUCAGCAGAGAGGACAGCUUCCCUCGGGUGGGGGCAUUGGGUCUCCCCAGGGAUCCUGCGUGCCUAUGGCUACUGAGAAGCGCUCCAGCCCAGACUUCCCUGAAUCCAGGCUUCCCGGGAACCCUCCCACCCUGGUUCAGAAGCUCUGCCCUGAUUACAGGAUGAACUGAGAUGACCUUGUGUUUUCCUGUCAAAAAUGCACCCCUUUUUACUUCAGCAUCCCCAACAUUGGGCUCAUUGUUGUAUCAUUUGCCCCACUCCAGGGCAGGACCCACUCAGAAAAAAGCCCUGGUUUUCUUUCUAAGGGACCUCCCCAGUUUAUCAUAGCAAAUGGAUUAUUUCCUUAAUACGAGGCCACUCGGUGUGUGUGACUCAGAGUUGCCUCUCUCAGGUCAUAAGAUGAAGGAGGAAACAGUGUGGGGAAACCCCAAAUCCUUGGCUACCCCAUUUCCUAAAGUGAGCCUUACCCUUGGCAUCAUUAAAUGACUUUGGCAGCCUUCUACCUGCCACAAAUGAACUAAAAAGACAGAUAUGUAAAAACCAGAUCCUUUUUGUGAGACAACAUAAAUGCUUUGCAAGAUCCGUUAAUGGCAGCCACUAAUCAUUUAUUCAUCUUUUACUCAACCCAGGGAUGGUCCCCUUCUGCUCAGAUGAAAGUCAACUUCCUAUAAAACAGGCUUGGGUGGAAUCCACGGCAGGGAGAAGAAAGUGGUGAGCUCAUUCCUGGAUAUGGCUUCUAGGGACUGGCCGUACCUUCCAAGAUAACGCCAGGCAGGGUCAGGGUAGCCGCCUCCCUCCCACCCAGAAGAAGCCCAGGCUGUCCCGUGGGUUUUCAGGCUCCUGGCCACUGGCUCUCUGCAGGAGUUAGUUGUGUGUUACACUGGAAGUGAGCGCUCGGGGCACACACAGCAGGCUGACACUGGUUAAAGUUUCUUUGGAGCAGAAGCAGGUACACGUCAAAUCUGCUGUGUGGGGCUCUUCCCACUUCCCAAGCUUUCUAACACUCCUGGUGACACUGAAGGCCAAGGGCAUCUGUGUUACACCAAGGGUCUGUGUCCACCUUGGGUUCCAGAUCUUCUUGUGCAAGUCCAGGGGCCUGAAUCCUGGUUCUCAGAAACUGUGGUCUCAGGACUCAGGGAGCAUCUUCUUCCUCAGCCUGAUCCUCAGAGGUGCUUGGUUGCUAUAGGGACCUCAUACCUGACUGUGGCCAUCAUCUCUGGAGUCUGAACUGUGGAUUACUUGUCAGAAUCUUUGUGAUGCCCUGAGUGGCCUGCUCAGAGCUACCGUUUACCAAGUGUUGAUUCUUGCAAGGUGCUUAUAUAUGUCAUCUAAUUAAAUCCUCACAGGGAUCCUGUGCUCAUUUUACAAGAAAGAAAUGCUGUCCACACCAACCACACUCACCCACACCUGGUCCCUGUAGACCCAGCUGAGGGUAAGAGAUGAGACAUCCUCUGUGUGAGCAUCCUUCAAGCACUUGCUGUCUCCUUACGAGUUUGAUUUUGCAAGGAAGUUGUUUUUUGAAACUCUAGGCCUCUUGCUGGGAAAGUGACACCAGGGAGAUGGGGGUGCCUUCGGUAUGGAUGGCCUGAGGUAACAACACAGGGUGGGGAGCAGUGGGCCUUGGGAAAUCUCAGCCAGCUGUGCCAGGAAUUCAGCUUCCAUUUCCCCAAGAGAAGCUGAAAUCUAGGUUUUUGUUUUCGUUUUCUAUAGAAGUUUCGUUUUCUAUAGGAAACCUUCUCGUUUGAAAUGUUGGCAAUUGAUUAAAAAACAGACCAGACAAAGCUUGGUUAACACUCUGCAAGCAAAAUAACACAUUUGUGGGCUGGUUUGCAACUUCUAGAUUUAGGCUUUUUG